This is a messenger RNA of Rotaria socialis, 519 nucleotides long. The record is from the annotation of a GenBank genome assembly. NCBI's taxonomy places the organism in Eukaryota, Metazoa, Rotifera, Eurotatoria, Philodinida, Philodinidae.
AUGUCGUGCGACGAAGUGUCGUGCGACGAAGUGAUCGUGCGACGAAGUGUAUGCGACGAAGUGAAUGCGACGAAGUGUCGUGCGACGAAGCGAUCGGUCAUCACGAAACCGGAUGAAAAAGAAAUUUUGAUUAUUUCAUUCACUGUUUUUAAAGUAAUCAAAAUCAAACAAAAUGAUCUUGAUGAUUCAACAGCACCAAUUUCAAUUGAAAUUGAAUUAGAGGAAUGUGAAGAUCCAAAUGAUAAUAAAGAUGAGUCAGAAAGUGGUGAAACGUUGAGAACAUUAUCAAUUUCAUCAUGUGAUAGUGAUAUAAAAGAUACACAAUCAUAUGUAAACUUUAAACAGCGAAAUUAUCUUCUUUAUGGCAUAAUUGGAGUUUUGAUGUUACUUAUUGUUGUGAUUUUAAGUUUUAUCUUCAUUUUUACCCUUGUUCUUAAGAACAAUCCUACGGAAAAUACUAUAAAUAUGCCUCCGUUUGUACAAAAAGAAGAUAAUGAAAUCGAUUAUCACCUACCAUGA